UUUUAUUAAUAGACCAUCUAUUUAUGAUAUAAGAUAACAAUUCACUGUUUUAAUAUUUCACUUUAUAACUUUUACAACUACGGAUUCUAAUCAUCAAAUGAAAUAAAUCCUAGUAUGAAAGUUGUACUUUGAUAAUAAGUCACUCCCAUUACAUAUGUUUAUAUUACACAUAUAUCUCAGGACCCAAAAUUGAGACCACUCAAAAUAUAAUUUUAUUUUAUUUUCCAUUAUAUUUCCAACAUUACCUUUCUUUCUUGCUAGUUUUUCUUGGCUUGUUAUCCCUUCUUCUCCUCUAGAGCUCUUGAUUGUGAGUGUUAUCCUUAAGCUCUCUCUGUUCAUCUUGGUUUUGGGUGGUUUGAAUGGUUCAAGAGGGUGGUGGAAGGAUUACCUUUCAAUCACACAAAAUAAUUGUGUAGGAAAGUCAUGGAUAUGAGUUUGUUGUCUCCAUGAGACCUCCCACCAACUAGACACUUUCCAUGUUGUUCAUCUUGUCCCCUACCCAUUAUUUUGAGAGUUAUUUGACCGGUAGGAAGUGGGCAUAAGAAAUUCCUCCCAAUUAUUCCUACUAAUUUUCCGAAGAUUUGAGAACUUGCCUCCCACACUCUAAAUUUCUUCACUUUCCCGCCGCUGCUCACCAUUACUGUCAUUUCGCUCCCAAAAAAUUCAAACCCGUCUCGACCCUUCGACCUCUGAAUCUAGACAUACAUUCAUGUGUGUACAUGCCCGGGCUGCCAGACGACGGGUUUGCUAAUAAACACGGUUGCAUCUUUGCAUCGUGAAUAAAUCAUCUAGAUCUCCUCCCAAAUCUAGUCGAGUUGGUGAACUCGGUUUCUAGGGUUUGAUCUACGUUUGCGCAGCUCUCGUCUCUGUCGGAAAACAUAUACUUGGGCAUGAAAAAAAUGGCAGAUUCAUUUGGGAAGUUGGGCAUUUGAGUGGUUAGUGUAUUUAUUAGUAUUUUUAAUGGAGUGCAACAAGGAUGAAGCAAUCAAGGCCAGGGAGCUUGCGGAGAGUAAAAUGCAAAACAAUGAAUUUGAAGGUGCCCAUAAAAUUGCAAUGAAAGCCCAGCGUCUUUAUCCAGAACUAGAUAACAUUAACCAGUUGCUGGCCGUCUGUAGUGUUCAUUGCUCAGCCAGAACCAAUAUGUUAGGAUUGGACAAGGACUGGUAUGGAAUUCUCCAAGUUGAUAGAUUGGCAGAUGAAGUGACCAUCAAGAAGCAGUACCGAAAGCUUGCACUUGUCCUUCACCCUGACAAGAACAAAUUCCCUGGUGCAGAAGCUGCUUUUAAGCUGAUCGGAGAGGCAAAUCUUGUGCUCUCAGACAAGACAAAGAGAUCUAUUUAUGACAAUAAACAUAAAUUAUCAGUCAGAGGAGGUCCUUCUGUAAAACCGCGGCCACCUUAUCCAGUCAACCCCCCUGCCCCCAGGUCAAAUUUUGAGUCUAACGGUCUCAAUACUCAGUUCACCUUCUGUAAAAUCACCAGUCUAACAAUCUGUUGAUGAAAGCUCAUUUUGGACUAGCUGUCCUUUCUGUAGUGUGAGAUAUCAGUAUAGACGAGAGAUAGUGUGUAGAGCUCUUUGGUGCACGUCAAGCUAGUCAGCAGAAUUGCAAGCAAAAAGUGGUUCAAAAUCAAGGAUCUACAAAACCGACUGCAAAUCCAUCCGCAGUUCCUCAGUAUCCCCACCAACAAGCAGGGACACAGAGAGGGAACGCUUCUCAGGUGUUUAAGGAUUUGAGGAGUAAAGAGAAACUUAAGGUCAAUGAAAGUCCACAAGACUCAAGAGUUAAGAGCAAGAAAAGGGGCAGGAAACAAUGUGCAUCUGAAUCAAGUGAGAGUUGUUAUUCAACAAGUAAUGAUGAGUCAGAAGAUUUUGACAUUGAAGAAAAGGAGAGAAGUCAUUCUGGUGUGCAGAGAGUUGGUGUUAAGCGUGACAAUGUGAGGAGAUCAAUUCGGAGAAGGCAGGAUGUUUCAUACAAUGAAACUGAGGAUGAUGAUUUCCAUUCGAAGCAUUCCAAAUCUGUUCCAUACACAGAAGAUGUAGCGCCUCCUGAAAGCCUGCACAAAGGAAAUACUGAUGCAGAUGAUGCCACUGGCUCAACCUCAAAUGGUUCCAAAAAGUUUGAAGUUAUUAUCGAUUGCGAAUCAGAUUCAGAUCUCAAUAAUGUUGAUGAUUCGGUUCAGACAUAUACAUACCCUGAUCCAGAAUUCCAUGAUUUUGACAAGGACAAGGAAGAGAGUUGCUUCGCAGCUGACCAACUGUGGGCUCGUUAUGACACAGCUGAUGGAAUGCCGAGAUUCUAUGCUCACAUAAAAAAGAUAUAUUUCCCUGAAUUCGCCAUACAGUUCAAUUGGCUUGAGAUACAUCCUCAUGACAAGGUUGUUAAUGAUUGGGCUGAUGCCAAAUUACCAGUUGCAUGCGGAAAGUUCAAGCGUUGUAGAAAAUCUGAAAUUGUUUACCAUCGCAAACUUUUUUAAAGCGAAAAGCGGCCAAAAGC
Messenger RNA from Cuscuta europaea, 2494 nucleotides. The record is from the annotation of a GenBank genome assembly. Lineage: Eukaryota; Viridiplantae; Streptophyta; Magnoliopsida; Solanales; Convolvulaceae.